This is a messenger RNA of Brassica oleracea var. oleracea, 577 nucleotides long. RefSeq names its product probable histone H2A.1. The transcript has 2 exons. Bases 63 to 464 code for a protein of 133 amino acids. Gene Ontology annotation, molecular function: protein heterodimerization activity; DNA binding; structural constituent of chromatin. NCBI's taxonomy places the organism in Eukaryota, Viridiplantae, Streptophyta, Magnoliopsida, Brassicales, Brassicaceae. The record is from RefSeq and is a predicted model, not a curated record. Gene Ontology annotation, cellular component: nucleosome.
UCGAAAUUCAUAGAACCAAUAAGUUUACAUUCCCUCUCAACUCUUCGCACAAAUCGAUUUCAAUGGCGGGCCGCGGCAAAACUCUCGGAUCCGGGGCUGUGAAGAAGGCAACCUCGAGAAGCAGCAAAGCCGGUCUCCAAUUCCCGGUGGGUCGUAUCGCUCGUUUCCUGAAGAAAGGCAAGUACGCCGAACGCGUCGGAGCCGGAGCUCCGGUAUACUUAUCGGCCGUUCUCGAAUACCUGGCCGCCGAGGUGUUGGAGUUGGCUGGAAACGCGGCGAGGGAUAACAAGAAAACGAGGAUUGUUCCGAGGCACAUUCAGCUCGCGGUGAGGAACGACGAGGAGUUGAGUAAAUUGCUGGGAGAUGUUACGAUUGCUAACGGAGGAGUGAUGCCGAAUAUUCACAAUCUUCUUCUUCCUAAGAAGGCUGGUGCUUCAUCCAAGCCAUCUGGGGAUGACGAUUGAUUAAAUCUAUGUUGUUCUUUUCGUUUUUGUUUCUCGAUCAGAGUUGCUUUAACUGGUUUAAUUGAAUGUUCAUAUGCUUCAAUUUCGGAAUGAAAUCAAAGUUCAGACGAGUC